UGCACUUUGGCUCUGGGAGCGACAAGUCAACACAUCGCUCCUAUAUAAACAGGUUGGGCCAGUGGAGCCUCUUACUCUGUUUUCUUCACCUCAGUCAUUUCUGGAGAGGAAUAUAACACGAGUGACACCAUGAAUAAGCUGCUGGUCAUUACUGUGCUGGUUGCGCUCCUCACUCUCGGCGCUGACAGCUUCCGCAUAACGAGGCAGGCUGAGGAGGAGCAGGGGACCAUCUCCAAGAUCACAGGUACCUUCAGGUCCUACUACGACAGCGCCGUCAACACUGCCACUGAAUACAUAGAAAGCAUCAAGGGCCUGAAGCUGGAGGAGAAGGCAAAGAAUCUUUACGCUGACACCACCGAAGUGGCGAGCACCUACGCUGGCAUUGUGCAGGACCAGCUUUACCACAUCUUUUACUCCCAGUAAUAUAGAGGACAACUGAUUUCCAAUUACCUUAGAAUAAGAACUUUCACUCUCAGCAUUCUGAACUUAUCUCACAUCAGUAAAGCCUCAAAACCUUAAACAGCAUCAGAAAUAUUGGACCCUGGUGCUAUUUGUGGUAAUUUUUUCACAGCCAGUGCAGUGGUGGUAAAUGAUAACCACCCAGUGGGAGCUAUAAUCCUUUCAACACAGAGGAACUGGACAGAGCAAAGAAGGAAGCACACAGCACCUCACCAUGUACCAUCAAAUGUGUCCAUGGGUCUUGGAAUUGCAAAAGCCAGGAAAAUUAACAAUCUAUUGCCACCUACUGGUGUUUUCAACUCAUCGUAGCUGACUCCAACAGUCAGCCCACCUCUAAAUAAUUUUGAUAAGUUUGUGUCAUAUCUUGAAAUAAAGUAUUUAUACAAAAAAA
This is a messenger RNA of Acanthopagrus latus (yellowfin seabream), 850 nucleotides long. It is a transcript of the gene apoc2, whose product is annotated as apolipoprotein C-II. Gene Ontology annotation, molecular function: enzyme activator activity. Gene Ontology annotation, cellular component: chylomicron. Lineage: Eukaryota; Metazoa; Chordata; Actinopteri; Spariformes; Sparidae. Bases 130 to 423 code for a protein of 97 amino acids. The record is from RefSeq and is a predicted model, not a curated record. Gene Ontology annotation, biological process: lipid metabolic process; lipid transport. The transcript has 4 exons.